Acipenser ruthenus (sterlet) is the source of this 2356-nucleotide messenger RNA. Its product is annotated as single-stranded DNA-binding protein, mitochondrial. Gene Ontology annotation, biological process: mitochondrial DNA replication; positive regulation of helicase activity. The coding region runs from base 149 to 595 and encodes 148 amino acids. The record is from RefSeq and is a predicted model, not a curated record. Gene Ontology annotation, molecular function: single-stranded DNA binding. Gene Ontology annotation, cellular component: mitochondrial nucleoid. NCBI's taxonomy places the organism in Eukaryota, Metazoa, Chordata, Actinopteri, Acipenseriformes, Acipenseridae. The transcript has 7 exons.
GAUACACUGAGAAAGUAAGACAGAAGGCAAACGCUGCAGUUCAUGUUUCUCCUCGGGGAGGAGUGGUUAAAGCGACGGACCGGAUACAGCGUGGGCCAACUGGAGACAGAUCUUUGGAGCAAACGAUCCACUUGAGAGAAACACAGCCAUGUUUAGAAGGGCUUCAGUGCAGGUAUUCCGGCAGUAUGUCAGACAUCAGUCAAACGAAAUGAACUCCCUCAUCCUGGAGAGAUCUAUGAACCGAGUGCAGCUCCUGGGGCGCGUGGGUCAGGACCCAGUGAUGCGGCAGGUCGAGGGGAGGAACCCUGUCACCAUCUUCUCCAUGGCAACCAAUGAGAUGUGGCGAUCGGGGGAAGGGGACACCACUUCUACAGGAGAUGUCAGCCAGAAGACCACGUGGCACAGGAUCUCUGUGUUCCGACCAGGGCUGCGGGAUGUGGCUUACCAAUAUGUGAAAAAGGGAGCUCGUGUUCUGGUUGAAGGAAAGCUUGAUUAUGGGGAAUAUGUGGAUAAAAACAACGUCAGACGACAAGCCACCACCAUUAUAGCAGACAAUAUCAUCUUUUUAAGUGACACCUUGAAGGAGAGAGUCUGAGAAAACCAGCCAAUGCCGGUUCCUCAAACCCUGACGUUCCUCUAAUAGAAAAAAGCCUUUUAUAUUUGAGUAUUUUUCAAGUAUUGAGAGAACGCUGAUUAUAAGGGGAGGUCAUUCAUAUUGAAACUUCAUGGAUCCUCAUUCUCAGCCAGUCAGAUUGUUCACAUGCAAGAGAAUGCAAGCUGUCAGCUGAUCAUUUUGAAAGCAAGAAAAACAUGUUUUGAAGUUUCUGAGGGACUGUAAUUUGUUUAAAAGUUUUCUGUUGCUUUGACUGGGUACUGUAAAUACUGCUUCGAUGGGUUUGAAAUCUUCAUGCAUAAAACUGUGCUGGAUUAGUAGGCUUUGAUAACUUCAGAUGGCAUCUAUUUCCACUGAUGGCUUCAAUUUACUUUUAGUUAAGUGCCCUCUGUAUCAAAUCAAGACACUGAACAGUCACUGCUGAUUCAGAAAUCCAGAUGCAAAAGAGACUUACUAGAUUUCUCACUACAAAGGCUGAGUGUCCACAAGGCCUGUUUCGGGGGAAAGGGUUAUCUUUGCAAUGUAAUUAAUAACAUUGAGUAACAUUAAAAAAUGUAAUUGAAAAAUAGAUGCUGUGCCUUCCAUUCAUAAUUUUACAAUUUCUAAUCAGAGUAGUUUGCCUCUGCUGCAUUGUCACAUUGCAAAGGUACAGAAUCACCAUUUCCAAUUAACAUUUUACUUUAAUCAUACCAACCAUAAGCCAAAAACAGGAUGUAUGUGUGAACAUCCCUCCUUUAAUCAUUUAUGGUUCCAACUGUGGCCCUUGCAUUAGGAAUCUGUCUUGAGGGGAAAUUGCAUCUAUUUCAAGAUCUCUGUGGGUUUAAACAGUGCUGAUACUGCCAUGGUGUCACCCAUUUUCUUCUUUUUAACCAUGCUAACCAAUCAGAGACCAGAACUAUUCUGCUUGUGGGGGGAACAAAUCAUACGAAGACUGUUCUCGUAAAAGACAGAUUGCAUAAUUAGAAAUAAUGUAUCCAAAGCCGUUGUUCUGUGUUCUAUAGAGCCCAGUCGUGUUGGUAAUAAUCAGACUUCCAUUAUUUUAACACUUGUGGCGCCUGUAGUACCCCCUCAGUCAGCUAGAGGGCAUGUAACCAAUUAACAUGGAUUUAGUUUGAUAUUAUUUGUGCACUAUUUACAAUUAAAAAAAAAAAAAAAAAAAAACUCUAAGAAAUAAUGUAAGAAGACUUUGUUCUCAUUGGCUUGUGAUUUUCCCAGUACAGUUUUUUUUUUUUUUUUAAAUAAAAGGUCUGUGUUUAUUUUACUGUUUUUUGUUCAUAUUACGUUAUACUGUAAAUGUUACACUUUACAACUACUGCUUAUAUGUCCAAAUAUCCAUUUAACGUUACCCUUUCAAACCAUUCUAUUAGAGGUGCCAUUCACCUCAAUCUGUUUCUUGAUGAAAACAAAGGAAAAAGUUCUGGAAUGUCCUUUGGAAUCACCAGAUCUCAUUCCAAUAGCAAUUAUCUGAAAAGGCUGUAGCCAAGCAUUGUGUGUCCAAUCUGUCUGAGCUGAGGGAAAUAUGCAAGACAGAAUGGGCCCAGAUUUCACCAACCAAGAUGUAAUACACUGGCUAAGAAUUAUCAUAAAUGUCUGAAAGCCGUAAUAAAAGCAAAAGGAGAACACAAUACUUUUGCCAUGAACUAAUACUUUAAAUGAAAUUAAAGUUUGUUUGUUUUUUAUUUGUUAAAUUACUAGAAAUUGUGUAUUUUGGUUUUUGUUUUAUUAAAAUGUGGUUAAAGUUUA